Messenger RNA from Oenanthe melanoleuca, 1882 nucleotides. RefSeq names its product parkin coregulated (gene PACRG). Bases 142 to 885 code for a protein of 247 amino acids. The transcript has 6 exons. The record is from RefSeq and is a predicted model, not a curated record. NCBI's taxonomy places the organism in Eukaryota, Metazoa, Chordata, Aves, Passeriformes, Muscicapidae. Gene Ontology annotation, molecular function: Hsp70 protein binding; Hsp90 protein binding. Gene Ontology annotation, cellular component: vesicle; cytosol; neuron projection.
GCCGCCCUGGGGGGUCGCGCGACUGCGGGCGGGGUGGGCCGGCCCUGAGCGCGCACGCGCCUCCGUGAGGGAGGCGGGGGCGCUCGCUGGGCUCUCUGGUCCGUAAUUUGCAUCGGGUCCGUCGCGGGCGCCUGUGGGGAGAUGGUAAUGGAGGAGGAGAGCCCGGGCCCCUCAAAGCCUGCAGGUGACAGGUGCCCCCGGCAGCGGGAGAAGAAGGACAAGCAGCAGUCCUGCGAGGGAUUCAGUAUUAGAGCCAUGAUGAAAAACAGCGUGGUAAGAGGGCCCCCACCUGCAGGAUCGGUGAAACAAAGACCAGCAAAACAUUCAGCUUUUCGCAAGUUUUAUGACAGAGGAGACUUUCCAAUUGCUGUUCAGCAUGAGUGUGUAGGAAACAAAAUUGCCUGGAAGGUAGAGAUUGAGGAUCUGGACUAUCAUUACUUUCUGCCUUUAUUCUUUGAUGGGCUUUGUGAAACAGAAUUUCCAUAUGAGUUUUUUGCUCGUCAAGGAUGCCAUGACAUGCUGGAGCAUGGUGGAAACAAGAUUCUUCCUGUUGUUCCUCAGCUCAUUAUCCCAAUAAAAAAUGCACUGAACCUUCGUAACCGACAGAUCCUCUGCACCACACUGAAAAUCAUCCAGCACCUGGUGGUGUCAGCUGAAAUGGUGGGGGAGGCCUUGGUGCCCUAUUAUCGGCAAAUUCUCCCAGUCCUAAGCAUCUUUAAGCACAUGAAUGUUAAUUUAGGUGAUGGGAUAGAAUACAGCCAGCAGAAGCGUGAAAAUAUUGGAGUUCUUAUUCAAGAGACCCUGCAACUCUUUGAACGCUACGGUGGAAAAAAUGCUUAUAUAAACAUUAACUACAUGAUCCCCACUUAUGAAUCGUGCAUGUAAACUGAAUUAUAUUAAAUGAGAUGAUUCCAUCUGUGCUCUAAAAAAACUGUAUCUGACUCUGUAUGGCAUCUUGUUAGUCAUGCUUUAUCUUCUCUACAGCUGCUAAAAUAGUGGCUUCUGGGGCAUUGGAGUGUUAGCACUAUUGUGAACAAGGCUUUCCAAUGCAUAAAUAGUGUCUGUUCCUCUGAUUACAAUGGUGUACUGUGCUUGUUUGUUCCCUGAAAGAAUCACUCCUUUAUAACAGAGCUGACUCGAACAGGAAUCUGAGUUAAACCUUCACUUGUGUAGACAAUAAAACUAUAAUUUUCAUACGCGAUUCAGCAAUCGCUGUUCUGUGUCCGCUUGCCCUGAGGGUGAUGUCAGAGGCUGUAACAAGAAGAGUUUAUGCUGACUGCUUAAUAGGUGUUUGUCAUGGAAGAGAAACACCAGUUCAGCAGUGCCUCUCUAGCAGCUGUGCCGAAUAAUGUGCACUGACAUACAAUAAAACUGUUGAAUGUAUAUACCAAUUGCAGCAGGAAAAUUUAUAUUUUCCAUUAUAAAGCACUGUCAUUGAAUUAAUCCAGGUUUCUUACACAUUCCUGUUCUCAGCUUCCAGGUGUUUACUCAUGGAACGUGGGUUCCUCUUGGUGAGCAUAAGGCACAAGCACAGUUUCAAAGAAAAGAAGCCCAGAAAAAAACUUGAAUAAAUCAAAUGGAAGAUACAGCAUACAUAAAGUAUCAGUCCCUAGUGACACUGUUAAUCUGGGUAAACACAGAAUAUACACGUACAUUUUUAAAGGGCACUUGGUAUUUUUGUAACUGCAAGGUUGCUGUUGCUUUUCUGUUGGAAUGGUGUGUAUGUGUGCAAACAACGUAACUAUUGCUGUAGGAAUCCCUUCCAAUUUCCUACUUAGUUUCUCCCUGCAUACCCCUAACACAGAACUGAUAUAAUCAUGGAUUUAAGAAAAGCUACUGAGAUCAACUUUAUUGCUUUUUAAGCAUUUCUGUGGAAUAAACC